Trichosurus vulpecula (common brushtail) is the source of this 1512-nucleotide messenger RNA. Its product is annotated as 25-hydroxyvitamin D-1 alpha hydroxylase, mitochondrial. Gene Ontology annotation, biological process: cortisol metabolic process; glucocorticoid biosynthetic process; C21-steroid hormone biosynthetic process. Gene Ontology annotation, molecular function: oxidoreductase activity, acting on paired donors, with incorporation or reduction of molecular oxygen; monooxygenase activity; heme binding. The record is from RefSeq and is a predicted model, not a curated record. The coding region runs from base 1 to 1512 and encodes 503 amino acids. The transcript has 9 exons. Gene Ontology annotation, cellular component: mitochondrial inner membrane. Lineage: Eukaryota; Metazoa; Chordata; Mammalia; Diprotodontia; Phalangeridae.
AUGCCACAGACCCUCAAGCUGGCGACAAAGGUGUCGCAGCUUAUGCGCGGUGUAAAGCUGGGCUUGAAGGGCAGGGAGAGAACCUCUUCGGGCUUGACGGACCUUCCUGGCCCUUCUACCUUCAGCUUCCUAGCAGAACUUUUCUGCAAAGGCGGGCUGUCGCGUCUACAUGAGCUACAGGUGCAAGAUUCUGCUCGCUUCGGCCCUGUGUGGUUCGCCAGCUUCGGGCCGGUGCAGACAGUAUAUUUGGCAGCUCCUGCCCUGAUUGAGCAGCUGCUCCGACAGGAGGGUCCCCACCCGGAGCGCUGCAGCUUCUCUCCUUGGGUGGAGCACCGGCGACGCUGCCACCAGGCCUGUGGUCUGCUAACAGCGGAAGGAGAAGAAUGGCAGAGGCUCCGCAGCCUCCUGGCUCCGCUUCUGCUCCGGCCCCGAGCCUCCGCUAAGUACGCGGAGGCUCUGGACAGUGUAGUCUGCGACCUGGUGCGCCGGUUACGGAGACAGAAGGGCAGUCUAGGAGGAUCAUCUGACCUCGUUCGAGAUGUGGCUGGAGAAUUCUACAAGUUCGGCCUGGAAGGCAUUGGGGUGGUACUCCUGGGCUCCAGGCUAGGAUGUCUGGAGCCUGAAGUACCCCCAGAAACAGAGAGCUUCAUUCGUGCAGUGGGCUCCGUGUUUGUGUCCACAUUGCUGACCAUGGCAAUGCCAAACUGGCUGAACCGGCUCUUGCCUGGACCCUGGAACCGCCUGUGUCGAGACUGGGACCAGAUGUUUGCCUUCGCCCAGAGGCACAUGGAGCAAAGGGAGGCUGAGGCAACUACAAGGCCCAUAGGCAAGCCUAAAAAUGCCAGUGUAUCUGGACCUCACUUGACCCACUUCCUGUUCCAGAAAGAGCUGCCAUAUGCAUCCAUACUUGGCAACAUUGCUGAGUUACUGCUGGCUGGAGUAGACACAGUCUCCAACACACUUUCCUGGGCUCUGUAUGAACUUGCACAUCACCCAGAAGUUCAGACUGCACUCCAUGCUGAGAUUAUAGGUGCCAUGGCUCCUGGGUCUUCCACCCACCCCCCAGCCACUACCUUGGCCCACCUGCCCCUGCUGAAAGCUGUGGUGAAGGAGGUGCUGAGGCUAUACCCUGUGGUACCUGGAAAUUCCCGUGUACCAGACAAAGAUAUCCAUGUAGGAGGUUACAUCAUCCCCCAAAAUACCCUGGUCACUCUGUGUCACUAUGCAACAUCUCGAGAUCCUGGCCAGUUCCCAGAACCAAAUGCCUUCCACCCAGAAAGAUGGCUGGGGGGACAGCCAGCUCCUCAUCCUUUUGCCUCCCUCCCCUUUGGCUUUGGCAAACGCAGCUGUAUAGGAAAGCGUCUAGCAGAGCUUGAGCUAAACCUGGCUCUGGCCCAGAUCCUGAUCCACUUUGAAGUUAGGCCAGAGCCAGGUGCUGGGAUCGUCAGACCAAUGACUAGAACUGUCCUGGUGCCUGAGAGAAGCAUCAACCUGAAGUUUGUUGACCGAUAA